UCAGUACUCUGCUGAGUUUUGCCAUCAUCGUAUCCUUUGCGAUACCGCGGAGCCCCUCAAAGCAUUAAAAAACCCGACGACACGCGCGUGGAUCAACGAAAGCUCUCAGGCACAACAUAAUAUAGGGAGGAUACGAGAAAAAAAAAGCUCAAGCCAUAGGAAAUUUCGACACAAUUUUUCGCACACAGUGUGUGAGAAUUGCAGUGAUUGUGUGCCUCCCGGAAGCAGGAAGGAAAAUUCUCAUCUGAAAAUUCUCAUUUCAACUUGUUGGCAAAUUUUUUUUCUACGUUGCAAGUCUCCCUUUGAGCUUUUUUUUCUAUAUACAUAUUACGGCUUUUGGGAACCACGCUAAGCUCACCGUUGCAAUGUCAAUGUAGGGUAGCCGGAAGGGGAAGAGAAAACGUGUGUGAGUCCCAUGGUGGAAAGUUUAAAGUGAAUUCUGCAAAUUGUCCCAUUUCGGUGGCAUCCUGUGCUUUUGGUAACUUUUCACAAAGCACCCAAAGCUUCCUGUUCUUUUAAUUGCACCACCAAAUUGGGGGAUUUACGAAUUCCUGUGAGAACAUCCUAAAAAACCCACCUAGGCGUGAGCCAAGGCAAGGGCUUUUUCACGUGGGCGAGACAAGAGCUAUGAGCGGCAUCGGAGCGUGUCAAUAGAGCCCAUCCCAUCGUACGUUCCCAGUGGAAAUGAUGAAAGUGAUGUGUGUGAGAAAUCGCUAGUGACUGUAGAAGAAGUCCUCCCCCCCCCCCAUUCAGACCACCCCCAAAGAGACGCCACAGAGUGCGGUGAAAAUGGGGAAAUCUGAGAAAAUCCCCGAAGAGCGUGCCACCACGUGGGGUUCAUAUAUUGUGAAUUGUGUCCUCUGUGUGCUGUGCAUUUCGUCAAUCGGUGCCUCACUGUACUCCAAUGUGCAACAGAGCAACAUUGAGGAGAGGAUACGGCAUCUGUGGCACCUCGACGAAAGGAUAUCGGUGCUCGAAUCCAAAUUCCAGCACCUGCCGCAGGCAUUUGUCGAUCCUGACGUGUCAGACGUGGUGGAUGUUGUUCGGAAGUUGAAACUUCAGGUGCCAGAAAUGCAGAGAUUGCGACGGGAUGUCUCCCAACUCCAGGUUGCCCGGUACAGGAGGCAGGCGUCUGUGCAAUCGGCGGGGGAAUGCAUCUGCCCAGCAGGUCCACCAGGUCCACCCGGAAAACGCGGAAAGAAGGGAAAGAAAGGUGAUCCCGGUGAAAUAGGUCCAGCUGGUCCAGCGGGUCCACCCGGAAAAAAUGGCUUUCCGGGCGAGAGAGGCCAAAAGGGAAUCAUGGGACCAAUAGGUUUGGAUGGACCCAAGGGAGAGCCGGGCAGACCGGGCGACAAAGGGCAGAAAGGUGAUCUCGGAAAUCCAGGAAUUGAUGUAUUGCAGACUGUUAAGGGAUUAAAUUUGAAGCGAUCCGUAACGACACUCCGAGGCGGGUCUCUUGGUUACGCUGAGAUUGUUGCCGUUAAGGGAUUACAAGAGGCAGGACACAAUAUUUCCGCAGCAACAGUAAUUCAGCUUAAAGGUGAACCCGGAGAACCAGGACCCCCAGGACCACCUGGUCCAACGGGAACGGCGGGAAUUCCUGGGUAUGACGGCAAACCCGGCCAACCAGGGGAGCCAGGCCCACCAGGACCACCUGGCCCAGCUGGAGAGACAGGACCCAUCGGACAUAAUGGAACAGCAGGACAACCAGGACCAAAGGGUGAUAAGGGUGACAAAGGCGACCGGGGAUUGACGACAACGCUGAAAAGUGAUCAAUUUCCAACGGGUAUCAUCGAGGGACCGCCUGGUCCACCAGGACCUCCAGGACCCCAGGGACUUCCAGGAGAACGUGGUGAGGUUGGUCCCAUAGGACCACCGGGACCGCCUGGUGAGAAAGGACCUCGAGGCAAGCGUGGAAAACGGUUGGGCCCAUUCAAAGAUGAUUCCGACUACGAUGACACGAUGGUGCUAAAGGGCCCCCCAGGACCACCCGGUGAACCCGGAACUCCCGGCAAGGACGGCGUUGACGGUGCAAAGGGGGAACGCGGUGAAGCUGGCGAGCCUGGAUCUCUAGGACCACGAGGAUUGGACGGUUUACCAGGAGAACCCGGCAUAGAAGGCCCCCCAGGUCUUCCAGGCUAUCAAGGACCCCCUGGCGAGAAGGGUGAUCGUGGAGAUAUUGGCCCACCUGGCCUGAUGGGACCUCCAGGACUCCCAGGACCUCCUGGAUACCCAGGUGCCAAGGGCGACAAAGGUGAUCGAGGAGACUCCUAUCGCAAGAUGAGACGACGGCAAGAUGAUGGAAUGGCAGAUGCUCCCCACACCCCGGUUGAAUAUAUUAUAGGGCCAUCAGGACCUCCAGGUCCACCUGGGAUUCCCGGAAGGGUAGGUCCACAGGGUGAACGAGGCCUAGAUGGACGGAAAGGUGAUCGAGGUGAGAAGGGCCACAAAGGUGAUCCCGGCCCAAUGGGUCUACCCGGUCCAAUGGGCUUCCGUGGGGAUUCUGGACCAAUAGGCCCCGUAGGCAGACCCGGUCAGACGGUGUGGUCUUAUGACUAAUAAAGUGUAACUAAAAUACUGACGUUGUUAAGUAUCUAACACCGAAGUUGGAGCUGCCUCGGGUAUAUACAUUGUCAAUAUACCAAUCUCCAAGACGGAAGGGAGAACUAUUGUAUCAUUUAAAUUAUUGUAAAUCGCAUUAAAGUUUAAUUUAAAACAUAACAUACAAAAGGAUUAAGGCAUUCUGUAUAAAGGCACACACACAUUGAAACAUUUUGUAAAGGAUUGUACUAUAAAUGAUGGUUAAGUAGAAGGAGAUGGAUAACAAAGUGUACAUGAUAACCAACAGCAAUUCCCAGAUAUUCGUCCGUUAAUUAUAGUGAGAUGAGAUGAAGAAAUAUGAGGAUAGAGAAUGACAAAAGUAAAUUAAUAUUAAGUAAUUUUAUUCGUAAUAGAAAACAUGAGAAAUUGUUGGUGUGUAUAUUUAUUCUUGAAACGAGUUACGGGGAAAUGGAAGUAACAUAAAUUAUAUUGAUGAAUUAUGUCAAUGUUAUCAUGAAAAAAAGGGAGAGACAAAUAAAUUUUAUCUGCAAAUGUAUAGAGAGAGAACAAAAAUUUACAUUUUAAACAAAAAGGAGAAUGAAAAAGUUGUGGGAAAAAUUAAUUAAUUAAAGCCAGGGGGAUGCCCAACCCCGAGAAAUCAGUACUUUUAGUGAGGCAGCAGGUUCUUCCGAUCAAAAGAAGUGAUCAGCUUGCACAAUUCCACUUGCAAUCGAAAGUACAUUUAAUUAGCUUUCGAUUGAUCUCUUCUCAUCAUCGAAAUAACAUUAUUAAUAUAAAAAAAGUUAAAGUGUUUCUCGGGAAUCGGUCGAGAUUGAGCGAGAUUCGAGAAUUCCUCAUACAUUUUGUUCAACAAAAAGUGAUUUUUCUUCACUGAAAAUGAGGUUAAACCAUCCCCUUGAUUAAAGCAUAUCUCUAUGGAAUAAAACAUACACACAAAAAAAGUAUUUUUGGAUAGUAAAUUACGAUUUUAAAUUAACAAAAAAAAUAUACAACAUAUAACAUUACAUGGUGUAAGUGUCUGGAACUGCAUAAAUUAAUUAAAGCAUUUUUUAUACAAAUUAACAUUCUACGCAAUGGAGUUUUUUUCCAGAAAAGACUCCAAAAGGAGAGAAAAAAGGAGUGAACACCGUUUCAGAACUAUGUUAAAAAUGUAUAUGUAAAAAAUGCAUAAUGUGGAGUGCCUCUUUUAGAACUUCAUUCAAACAUAAUAACGAAGGGCAUUCGUGAUGAAAAAAAAACUAUGUGGUACAUAUUGGUGAAAAAUAAAACUGCAUCAAUGUGUGGUAUAAAUUGUAAUUAAAAAUCUCAAUUAACACAUCUGAAUACUUGCUCAACAAGCUCAUGUUCAACAUGCAAAAAAUCUGUAUAUAGUACAUCGUUGAUAAGAUAAAAAAUCGUGAUUUAUCCUGUGAAUGAAAUGCCAGAAGUUCAUGAAGUGUGAGUGAAUUAUUCUGAUUUUCUCAUAAAAAAAUGAUGAUUAUUUAUGUUGAAUUUUAUUGGAAAAAAUUUCGCUAAUUAUGUGCUUCAAAAACUCAAUUUUAUGCAAUUCUACACUUUUUUUGGAAAAUUUUAUUGAUUUAAAAAUUUAAACAUUAAAUUCUCAUGAAAAAGCUGGCCUAAAUCCACCCUAUCAUGUACUACAGAACUACAGACAACAUAAAUUAAAAUCAUUUAAAAUUUUCGCAAAAUAGAUAAUGUUUUAUGGAGGGAAUUUUCAGGCAACAAGUCCGACAAACAUUAAAACAUAAAUAGAGAGCUAUGAACAAAUCAAAUUCAUUAGAAUUAAUUGCACAAAUGCGCCAUGAAUUUUCAAUUAGUUUUAUUAUUAAAUAGGAAACCCCAUCUAUUUGGGGUUUGUUUUUUUUAAUUGUAUUUAUAAUUCUUUUGCACGCACAUGCACUUAAUUAUUUCAAAAUGGGAAAAAAUAUCAACAAAAUUCCCAAUAAAAAUUCUCGUCCCAACUAAUUAGCAUAAAUAUUUUUUUCCUUUGAUGCAAUAAUUUCCAGGAAUUAUGAAGAGGGUGUGCUCCUGCUUGUUUCCCCCUUUUUUGUCCCGUAUACACGGGGUAGAAGGUAACAGAAAAAAUACAAAAUAAUUUAUUUUUAGUGAGACAAAAAUGCAUGGAAGGAAUGAAAGUUGAUGAUGAAAAAUAACAAGUUUGUUUUUAUGUGACGAUGAAUGAUAAUAUCGUAUUCAUAGAUUGAUAUCAAUAAAGUUAUAUAUGUACACCACAUUGUAUUAUAUAUUUUGGAGGAAAAAAAACGAGAAAAGCCAAAUUAUUAAUAAUAAUGUUCAAAGGGUAAAUUAAAUUGAUUUAAUUAGUGUGCGAUAUGGCAGUGCAAAAUAAACUCAUAAUGAUUGUAUAUAGUGUAUCAAAAAAUAUAUAUAGAUAUACAUAGCAAAGUGUAGAUAUGUGGACAGAAAUUAAUCAAAUAUUUAUAUUUCAUUUCCAAUGUUUGUCCUCCCACGGCAUUUCCCCAUACAUUUUCUCACACUUUUCCACCUUCUCUCUCUCUUUCUCUCGUUCUCAUACUCUCAAUCUCACUCUAUCACAUUCCCAUUUUUUAAUCUGUUGCUACCGAAAUACAACAAAAAAAAAUGGGAAUAUCAUUGAAAAAAAAAUAAAAAUAUGUAUCAUAAUGAAAUAUUUAUUAGGAUGCCAAGCAUCAGAUAUUUUUGCUCACACCAUGGAUGAAUACAGAGUCCCGAGAAAAUACAGAGAAUGAUUUACAUUGUGAAAAGAGCCUUUUUGUGCAGUUAUAUAUAGGUAUAAAAUGCAUGGACAUCCCGAAAAGUUGCAAAGUGCCACGUGCAAACCCCAAAUGCAACAUUUUGUCCAAAAGUUUUCAAAUAAACGAUGUCAUUUACUUUUGCAUUGUGCUAUUUUGUGCAAAACAAUGUAAACUGCAAAAUAAUUUUCCAUUUUAUCCUCUAUCUAUCCCUCAUCUAACAUUAAUCACAAUUUUCUGAAUAGCCAUUAUUUAAACUAAUAAAUACUGUAUGAAUUAAAUUAUCACACAAAUGUGACGCAAUGAAAUGCAACUUUCAAAUAUAAUUAAGAGGAAUUUUAAUAUGUUUAGCAACUGUGUGGAAUUUCGGUAUUCACGAAACAUUGUGGAAAGGUACGUUCACAAAGGCAUAAAUAUGAUUUUUUUUAAACAUAAAAGUCAUUGAAUUAUUACCUACUAUUGAACUGAAUUGAUUGAGAUUGUUAAGAUUAAGACUAAUUUUGAGAAACUUUUUAUUUAUUUUUCAGAGUUCUAAGAAUUUUUAUUCAUUUGAAAAUUGAGGAAAAAACUCCAUAAAACUGUCCAGAUCUAUAUAAAUAAUUUUUAAAGGAAUAAAAAUACACCAAACUCAUUUUUUUUAAUUUUAAAUGAGUUAGGUAUAAUGUCCUCUUAUAACGCUUCGAUUGGUAUGAUGUAAUUAAAACCAAACUCUAAAUUAAUAAUGUGCAAUAAUUUUGAAAAUUUAAAUUUGAUUAAAAUGAAACAAUGGACGAGAUACCAAAAUGCCAUUUUCGUGAACAUUACCUACUGUGUAAUACCAUUUAACCCCAUUACUCUGUAAAGUAUGUGUGUGUAAUUUAUAAAAUAAUUUUCAAUUAUAAAUGCUACAAUGACCUAAUUACAUCUCAUUAUUAUUAUAAAAAUUCCAUUAAUAAAUGCGGCAUUUAUGGAGCAACGACUAACGAAAUAUUUCUCAUAAUAAACUAAUAUUUUUUACAAAACUAUCGUAAAUUUAUUUAAUAAAAUAAAAUCUCUUUUCAUACCUAUCUUAGUGUGUGAACCUAUCCUAUAGAUUUUACUCUUAAUUAAACCUCUAGCUGUAUUUUUAAUCAGUCUCUCUCUAAUCUUAAAGACGAUUUAAACAAACAAAAAAAAAUGAGAAUAAAAGACAAAAAAAAGGGAGACGAAAUAAAAGAACAAUUACAAUAAAUGGGAAAUAUUAGUGAAAAGAAAUAAGAUGAAAAAUAGAAUGUUGAAACUAUUUUGCAUUGUAAGAAAUAAGAAUUAUUUACAUAAGCGAAGGGUGGCAGAGGAAAUGGGGGGUGGGGAUGCACACGUCUUCAGUGAUUUCCAUUGGAGGAUGAAUUGUGAAAAUGUAUAAAGAAUGAUAAAUGGCAGGAAAAGAGAUGAGAAAUAAAUCAAAAUGCAUGUCAUUAAGGUGAAAAUAAAGGGAAAAAUAAUGUUUGCUCUUUCAAUUUAUGACAAUAUUUUUGCAUUUAACUAAAUUAUUAAACACAUUUCCACUCGUAAUUUCCGUCUUCCAUUAAUUUUCUACCUCUCUUUGACUUUGCCCCAUCUUUCUACCUUUUUGCACUGCUGAAGCUCUUUCUCUCAGGGGUUGGUGCCGCGGAAAGAAGAAAAACUUCCGGAAGAUACCAAAUGGUGGUUGGGGGAGGUAUGGGUAUGUACAGGGCGAUUUUGCUAGGUAAAUUCAAAGGAAAAACGGGGGAGGUUAAUUGAUUUGAUAUUGUAAAUUUAUUUCAGCUCGCUUUCUUAUUAAAUUCCACUGUGUUCUCAAUAUUCAUUACUUCCCUUCAUCCACCCCCGCCGUCGCUCUUUCACACACUUCCUCCUACAUUUCCUUCGUCUGUGUGAAAUUUCCGUUUCUGCCUUUUAUACAAAAAGCCGCCCCCACUGUCCCUAUCCAGGACCCCAUACAAAAUGCCGCCCUGGCUUGAGUAUUACCUGUAAUUAUUCACUCACCCCGUAAACACUCGCACAACAUCCUUCCAUCAAAUUCACGGUGAAAGGUGGAAGUUGAAUGAGGACUCCGUCGGGAGUAACCUUUACCCCGUAAGAUGCAAAACAGGGGAAUAAAUAAGCAACAAUUUAAACUCACCCCCGUUCCUUCUUUUAGACUUAACAUGCGGGGGCAUUAUGAUAGAGCCCACGAAUAGCGUUUUUUCUUCUUCUCGGAGAAGGAAGUGAUGCGAAUUAAAAGAUAGUGAUAAUGAUAAAGCUUUGAAAAUUUUGAUUUACCGUAUAACAUUCCACAAGUAAGCAAUUUCUUAUCUAGAUGUUCUUUCAAGACGUUGUAGAGGAGUUGAUAGCUUCUAACUUGGCUAAAGGAAAAUUUAGAAUUUCCUUAAACGUUGACUUGAAUGAUUAUUUAAAAAAAAAUUAAUUUGAUAAAGCUUUUGAAGUCAAUUAUUGAAUAAUCCACCACUCUGAUGAUAGUAAAUAUUCUUGUGAAGAUUAAGACUAAUGCUGGGAUUCUUUCAAAUUAUUUUUCAAGCUUGUAGGAUGUUUUAUUCAGCUAAAACUUGAGGUCAAAAAGUAGAUUGAAAAUUCAGAAUACUACCCCCGUGCCAUUCAUAUCCUUUUCAACUCUUCCUUCAGAGCUUUUUAAUCCCAUUUCCCAUGAAAAGCCUCUAAGGAUAUUUCAUUACAAAACAAUACACAAUUCAUUUUCAAAACAGACAAACUUUUGAAAAAUAAAGUUUAAAAA
Molecule: messenger RNA, 8019 nt
Organism: Lutzomyia longipalpis
Lineage: Eukaryota; Metazoa; Arthropoda; Insecta; Diptera; Psychodidae
Product: collagen alpha chain CG42342
Exons: 17
Coding region: 790-2559 (589 amino acids)
Cellular component (GO): cuticular extracellular matrix
Molecular function (GO): structural constituent of collagen and cuticulin-based cuticle
Source: RefSeq, a predicted model, not a curated record